Coregonus clupeaformis (lake whitefish) is the source of this 3179-nucleotide messenger RNA. It is a transcript of the gene adamtsl2, whose product is annotated as ADAMTS-like 2. The coding region runs from base 77 to 2941 and encodes 954 amino acids. Gene Ontology annotation, biological process: extracellular matrix organization. The transcript is spliced from 19 exons. The record is from RefSeq and is a predicted model, not a curated record. NCBI's taxonomy places the organism in Eukaryota, Metazoa, Chordata, Actinopteri, Salmoniformes, Salmonidae. Gene Ontology annotation, cellular component: extracellular matrix.
AGCACCACCACCACCACCACACCACCCACUCUGACCCGGCAACACAUAGCUCGGCGGCCCCUGGACUGCAGCUAGGAUGAGGAUCUGGUCGUGGGAACAAUGUGGGGAGACCAGCCUGGUGUUACUGGGGUUCCUCACCCUGGCUCUGUCUGUAGGGAACCUCUCAACCAGGGGACAGGAGGAAGGGGCAGCCUCCAACAGUCUGGAAGAUGAGCUGGAGUCCACCACGUACUGGUGGGGGGAGUGGGCCAAGUGGACUGCCUGCACACGCACCUGCGGAGGGGGGGUCAUGUCCCAGGAGAGGCACUGUCUCAAACAGAGAAAGAAAGCAGCCGCUGCUAGAGACAACAUGACCUGCACUGGCACUUCGAAAAAAUACCUCCUCUGUAACACCAAGGACUGCCCUUCCUCUGGGAGAAGCUUCAGGGAAGAGCAGUGCUGGUCGUUCAACUCACAGGUCUACAAUGGCAGGAACUACCACUGGAAACCCCUGUAUCCGGAUGACUAUGUCCAUAUCUCCAGUAACCCAUGUGACCUGCACUGCACCACAGCCGACGGCCAGAGACAACUGAUGGUUCCUGCUCGGGACGGAACGUCCUGCAAGUACAGCAACUACAGAGGGGUCUGUGUGGACGGCAGAUGUGAGCCAAUCGGGUGUGAUGGAGUGCUUUUCUCGCCCAACACGCUGGAUAAGUGUGGAGUGUGUCAGGGGGAUGGCAGCAGCUGCAGCAGGGUCAAUGGAAAUUUCCGCCGCGGGGCCACCACUUUGGGUUACUCCUUCAUCACAUCAAUCCCUGAGGGCUCCUGGGACAUCCAGAUCAUUGAGAGGAAGAAGUCAGCUGAUGUUUUGGCUGUGACCGAUCAGGCAGGGAACUUCUUCUUCAAUGGGAACUACAAGGUGGACAGCCCCCAGAACUUCCACGCGGCGGGGACCGUCUUCAAGUACCGGCGGCCCAUGGAUGUGUAUGAGACGGGGAUCGAGUACAUCGUAGCCAAAGGGCCCAUCGACCAGGCCAUCAAUGUUCUGGUGUGGAACCAGAACGGUCGUAUCCCUUACAUCACGUACGAGUACACCGUCCUGCGAGAGUCCCUGUCCCCCGUCCCUCAACCUCCCGUCUACACUGGCCGCGACAGUACCGCCCCUGGGGUUUCCGUGGAGAUGGGCAGUAUGGUGGCCCCCAACGGGAGCACGUAUGACAAGGUAGCCCCUGAGACCCGGCAGAACCAGGUGCUGAAACAGGGGCCCAAGGCGGCAGGGGCAGAGGGCCAGAAAGGCCAGGAGACCAAUGAGGUGUAUGAGGAGACAGCAGCAAUCGACUGUCACCAAGACAGCCCAACCCCAACACAAUACACAGAUGGCAACAGCAGUCACACAGGCAGUGUAGAAGUCCCUGCCCCGGCAGCCAGCAGGCCUUUAGAGGACGUGCCAGACUCAGAGAACCUCAUCUGGAGAGUCUUGCUAGGCGAGCAGAUUGGUCCGGAUGAGCUGCUCACCAACAUCUCAACCAAUCAGCUCCUGACGGAGGGAGAGGGACUGUUCUCGUCGGAGGUGGCGCCGUUGGAGGUGGACUAUAGCAGUGUGGAGCAGGGAAGCCUGUUCCCCCUCAACAGCUCUCUGGGGGAGUUCAGUCUGGGCCCGUGGAGGAAUGAUACUGGAGACCUGCUGUUCCCCAACAGGACGCUGCUGACGGGGUUGAGGAGCAACAACCGCACCAACAGAACCAGGACUAAUCAGAGGUUCCUGCAGAAGAACUUCAAGCUGAGCCCUGCAGACAUGUACCGCUGGAAACUGUCUUCUCAGGAACCCUGCUCCUCCACCUGCUCUAUAGGAGUGUCUAAGUCCUUUGCCAUGUGUGUUCGCUACGACGGCGCUGAGGUGAAUGACAUGCACUGUGACACUAUGACUCGACCUGAGCCUGUUCAUGACUUCUGCAUUGGGAGGGAGUGCCAGCCCAGGUGGGAGGCCAGCAGCUGGAGUGAGUGUUCUCGCACCUGUGGCGAGGGCUUCCAGUUCCGUCUGGUGCGCUGCUGGAAGAUGCUGUCCCCCGGACUGGACAGCUCUGUGUACAGUGACCUCUGCACCCUGGCAGAGCUGGAGAGGCCCCUGGAGCGCCGCGCCUGUAAGAGCCCCACCUGCGGCCCCCAAUGGGAGGUGGCCGAGUGGAAUGAGUGCCCAGCGAAGUGUGGCCGCAGGGCCCAGGUGACCCGGGAGGUCAGGUGUUCAGAUGAAACCAAGUCAUGUGAUCCCCUGACCCGCCCCCUUAACACCAAGAACUGCACAGGCCCGCCCUGCGAGCGCCAGUGGACUGUGUCAGAGUGGGGGCCGUGCUCGGGGUCGUGCGGCCAGGGGAAGAUGGUACGCCACGUGUACUGUAAGACACCAGAGGGCCGUGUGGUGCCUGAAUCCCAGUGCUCUCCGGAGAAUAAGCCCCUGGCCAUCCACCCCUGUGGGGAGAAGGACUGUGCCCCACACUGGCUCACUCAGGACUGGGAGAGUUGUAACACGACAUGUGGCCGCGGUGUGAAGUGGAGGAUUGUGCAGUGCGCCGGCAUCACUGCUGGGAAGUUCCAGACCCACGAUGACGAGGCGUGUGGUGCCAGUGAGAGGCCAGAGACCGAGAACACCUGCUUCGAGAGGCCCUGUUUCAAGUGGUACACCACGCCCUGGUCUGAGUGCACUAAGACAUGUGGUGUGGGUGUCCGGAUGAGAGACGUGAAGUGCUACCAGGGCAGGGAGAUUGUGAGAGGGUGUGACCCCCUGACCAAGCCUGUGGCCAAGCAGACCUGCGCCCUGCAACCCUGUCCCACUGAACCCCCAGAUGAGAGCUGUCAGGACCGUCCCACCACCAACUGCUCUCUGGCUCUGAAGGUGAACCUGUGCAGCCACUGGUACUACAGCAAGGCCUGCUGCCACUCCUGCAGGGCCCAGCACACCUCUUAGUAUUGCCUGACACCCCCAAAACCUUACCCUGCAGCUCUCCAACCCCCACCCCUUACCUCCACCAGACCCCCACAAACCCCUUACCUCCAACCACUGCAAACCCAUACCCACAACCCUCCUACUUCCAGCCAAAGAGCCCUCUACCCCAGACUACUAGUCAACAAACUACCCCCCAGUAGGUUACUCUACUACCCCCCCCAGUAGGUUACUCUACUACACCCCAGUAGGUUACUCUACU